This is a messenger RNA of Cucumis melo (muskmelon), 1641 nucleotides long. Its product is annotated as guanylate kinase 3, chloroplastic-like. Gene Ontology annotation, biological process: purine nucleotide metabolic process. The record is from RefSeq and is a predicted model, not a curated record. Gene Ontology annotation, cellular component: cytosol. Gene Ontology annotation, molecular function: GMP kinase activity. The coding region runs from base 284 to 1138 and encodes 284 amino acids. The transcript is spliced from 2 exons. NCBI's taxonomy places the organism in Eukaryota, Viridiplantae, Streptophyta, Magnoliopsida, Cucurbitales, Cucurbitaceae.
AACCAUAAACCCUCAAGUUCAGGCGUCGCCGCCUACAUUCUUCUUCAGUUGACGGCAACACAAUCUUCAAUCCACGGCUGCUAUCGUCAAACAAAAUGUGAAAACAGUGUUAAUAUCCCCAAUUUCUCUCAGCCACAUGAGAAAGCCGAAAAUUUCUCUAGAAAUUUCAUCUCGAGCUUCAAAUCUUUUAUUUUCAAAACACCAAAUUCCCAUUCCCCAAACGCUGUUGAAGAUUGAAAUUUGGUUGUGAUACUGUGAACUCCGCUUCCCAUUCUUCUCCCCCAUGUUUCGCCGAUUCCUCGGCAUUAAAUGCCACAAUCCUAUUCCUUUUUCUAAUUUACUCGACCCCUUUUCCCCCAAAUUCAAACUCAUUCAAUUAUUCCCUCUAACCCUGCAAUUUUUCUCCUCCAUUUCUCAAUUGGAUGAUGCUCGAAGACCCUUUUCCUCCACCAUUCCGCCGCCCGACGAAGCCGGUCGAUCGGAGUUGCGUUCCGUUAAGGUUUCGCUUAGUUCUUUGUUUAGCUCCAGCCCAUUGGUGCUUAAUCCAAGACCUUUGGCUUUUGUGAUCACUGGCCCAAGCGGGGUGGGAAAGGGUACUGUGAUUAAACGAUUGAGAGAAGUUCGAGAAAGGCUCCAUUUCGCUGUUACAGUGACGAGCCGUCCAAUUCGACCUGGUGAAGUCGAUGGAAAAGACUAUUAUUUCGUCUCUAAGGAAGAGUUCCUUGCUAUGGUUGAGAGGAAAGAGCUUCUGGAAUAUGCGUUUGUGUAUGGAGAUUACAGGGGGAUUCCCAAAGGGCAAAUUCAUGAGUUUAUGGCAAAAGGGUAUGAUAUUGUGUUGAGAGUUGAUAUUCAAGGGGCUGAAACAUUGAAGAGGAUUUUUCGGACAUCUGCUGUUUCUGUGUUUUUGAUGGCGGAAAGUGAGGUUGAAUUAGUGGAGAGGUUGAUUGAUAAGAGAACGGAGACUAAAGAAUCGUUGUUGGUGAGAGUUGCAACGGCUAGAGAGGAAGUGAAGCAUAUUAAGAAUUUUGAUUAUGUGGUUGUGAAUGCAGAUGGGAAGUUGGAGAGUGCGGUUAAGCUUGUGGAAUCCAUUAUUGAUGCUGAGAAGGCAAAGGUCUUGCAUAGAAAAGCUGUUGUUUAGAUUCAGCUUUUGAGACAUCAUUUUGCAAGGGACUGUUUGGGAGUUUCUUUAUGAUUGAUGAUCCACCCCUCAUGAAAGUAUAAAUUCUAAGCUUUUGAUUAGGCCACAUCCAACUACUGUGCUUUUACAAUUCAUCGUGUUCCCUAACGCCAUAACUUACCUGAGUAUGUCACAUGGAAGAUCCUUACAAAUUGUGCUCAAUCAAGAUUGAUAUUUCAUCCCUAACGCAAUGGAUCGUAAAAAUAAUCAAAAGGUUAUGAUUGAUACUUUUAUGAGGGGUAGAUUACUCCCAAAGAAGUUAACGGUACAAAAAUCUCCUCAAAUGCCUGGUAUGUAUCAAGAGAGAUGUUUUCAUUAUUUAUGUAUUCAAGAUGUUACUUUUAACAGGUUACAUCUCAACGCUUAGCUGAAUAGUAUACAGUCUUGUUGUAUCUGAUCUUAAAGACUUGGUCAGUGUGUUAUACUACAUUAUCUGAAUAGUAUACAGACUUGUAGUUUUUAUA